Messenger RNA from Drosophila serrata, 2946 nucleotides. It is a transcript of the gene Unc-76, whose product is annotated as fasciculation and elongation protein Unc-76. The record is from RefSeq and is a predicted model, not a curated record. Lineage: Eukaryota; Metazoa; Arthropoda; Insecta; Diptera; Drosophilidae. Gene Ontology annotation, cellular component: axon; cytoplasm.
GCCGACCCGAUUGGAUUAUUUUUCGGAAUCAAACCAAUUGGAAGUGCGAAUCGCUGUGGCGCUGCAACAGAAAACAGAAAAGCCGCGCGAGUGCCGAAAGUGAUUUGUUUUUUUUAUGGUUUAGUGCUUGUUGUGUGCAGAUAGAAGGCAUCGUCAGAUAAAAAGUCGUCGCCAUUUUUGUCGUUGUCAAUUGACUUCCUUGCUAAGUUAGUUCGCGUUCGUUUCGUAUUUGUGCCGCUGCGGAAAAACGCCAUUGCCAUCGCCAUCGUCACCCCCAGAAUUAGGGGUUGCAAAAUUUCCGCAGCCACAGUAGCCCCCGUUCCCGUAGCCGUAGUAGCAGCGGAGGAAAAGUCGAAGAAAAGUGCACACUUUACGGUACGCGCUCCCCGCCCCGCUCCCGCUAAGUAAACACUGCCCCCUCAGACCAGACCAAAACAGAGCAGAGCAGAGCAGAGCACAGCAGAGCAGAGCAGCUUCGGUACGGACGGGGAAUCCUUGAGAGAAUCCUUUGCGCGUGCCAUGCGUGACCUCGGCACCAAAAUGGCCGAGCUUAAAUUCGAGGCUCCGUUGGCAAAGUUCGAGGAGACGGACGAGUGGGGCGCCUGUGACUUCAUCUCCAACCAGAAUGCCCUCAACGACACGCUCAAUCUGAAUCUCAAGGAUCAGGGAUCCGCCGCCGGUGUCGGCAAGCCUGAUGCGGCCAAGCUGCGCCUCCUCGAGGAUGCCGUUCGUGAUGCGCACGUAAGCAAGAACGGCGGCGGCGGUGGAGCUGGCUCCGGUUCCAUCAGUCCCAAUUGCAACACAAUGCAGGGCGGCACUGUCCUGGAUUUGGGCCUGUCCGAUGUGGGCCUAGUGCCCGGCGAGGGCGAUGUGCUUGGCAUGGACAAGCGCUCACUGGCCGGCGGUGACCAUGUGGACAAUUUCACGGAGACCUUCGGCGGCAGUCUGGAGGAUCUGGUCAACACAUUUGACGAGAAGAUAACCAAGUGUUUCGGCAACUACGAGGCCAACGUUGAGGAGCUGGCUCCGGUGCAGGUGCGCAGCCAGGAGGAAAUCAUGAACGAAUGCCAAAUGUGGUGGACCAUCACGGGCAACUUUGGCAAUAUACUGCCCAUUGACUGGUCCAAGUCGUACACCCGUCAGAUGCACAUGCCCACAUUGAACCUGGGCCAGAGCCACACUAAGCAGCAGCAGCAGGCACGAAACCAGCAGCAGCAGCUGCUCCAUCAGAGCCACCAGGCGAAUUCACAGAGCAACGGUUCGGGUUCGGGAUCGGGAUCGGGCCUGGAUGCCCAGACACCAGGAGAUGAGUUCAACGAUUUGACCAGUGAGGAUGAAGCGGUGGCCAAUGAUCUGGAUAUGCAUGCCCUGAUCCUGAACGGUCUAAACAACGAUCUUGACGACCAGCCCAUCAAGACCGUCGAGGAGGUGAUCAAGGAAAUUGACGACAUUAUGGAUGAGGCAGAGAGCCCGCUGGACGAGCCAGAGACCUGUGAGUCGGAGGUCAUUGAGAAGGCGCGAGAGGUUCUUGGAGCGCCACUCUAUGCGGAAAAACUGCAAUAUCUGACCACGACACAGCUGAACGAGCUGUACAUGGAGAUGGAGGUGCUGAUCCAGGAGCUGAGCGAGACGCUCAUCAAUGAGCUGGCCCUGCGUGACGAGCUGGAGUUCGAGAAGGAGCUGAAGAACUCGUUCAUCUCACUGCUCCUCGCUGUCCAGAAUAAACGGCGUCAGUAUCACGUAGAGAAGAAGCGCGGCAAGUUCCAAGGUCCAGAGCCCAAGUACUUGACCACUGUCAUUCCGUAUCACCUGGAGAACGGCACGCCCAAUAAUCAGUCACUGCAGGUCCUGAUCAAAAUUCUCAAGGCCAUUAACGAGGACAGCCCCACAGUGCCCGCCCUCCUCACGGACUACAUACUGAAGGUGCUGUGCCCCACAUAAGCGCCAGCAUUUCAGCCAUAGUCGCCGAGGAAUCCCAGCUAUUAUCGCUCUAUCUCUCUGUCUGUGUUUAUAUACAAUUAUACCGUGCAUCUAUAUACAACGUGCAUAUACACACAACACAACACAACACACCACACACACAACAUACACUUAACUUAAAUAUUAUAGGUCGUACUUUAUGUUAUUAUUUAAAUGCAAUCCGUGUUACUUCUCCCCUUUGGCUUGAGGGGACUCGAGCAGGAGAAGAUUUAGCACAGGCGCGGGCUCGUUUGGUAGAGCUGAUUGCUUUCAAAUCCAUUGGCAGACCCGAUAGAACAAAUAUGCAAUAAAAUAUAUACAUGUAACACAUAUUAUAUAGACACAUAAAACAUAUAUCUAACGAAAUAUUUAUGGAGAGAGCGCUAUAGUUAUAGCUCAUUGUAGCCAGUCCUCCCAUGGCAAUAAUACUCACUUCUCCGCCUAUGUAUCUCUACCAAUAAGUCGAAUCGAAGGCAAUCGAGGAAGACGUUUAACUCUAAAGCCGACUCCAACUAAGCUUAAUAUAUACAUAUACGCUAUGUGUGUCAUCUUGAGACGCUUGAUCGCUAGCCAGGAUCGGGCCAAUUUACUGCUUGCAUUAUGUUUGGCAGCCAAUCCAUAGUUUGUACAAUAUGUAACUUGUGUGUAAUAUAUAUUAAAUAUGACUUGAUUGUAAGAAUCCGCCUGCCGCCGUUUCCAAAUGUGUUCCGCGUCGGAACUCUCGCGCCCUUGAAGGCGGAGGGGAACAAUGUCAGGAUCCAAAUCCGCUCUAAGUUUCGUCACAGUAAUUUACGGAGUUUUAUUGUUUUUUUAUUGUUUACUUUUUUUUAAUCGAGGCCAUAAAAUGCGUUCUGUUUUUUAAAAUGUUUUGUCAAAUGUAAUUGCUGGAAACAUAAGUGUAAUUUUAAUUUGCAUAGAAAACGCUGUGUUAUUUACUUUUACCAAAACAAGCAUAAAUACAAUUAAUUAUAACUAUAUAAAAAUAAU